GAUAGAACCCCGGUGCCACAUCCGAGGUGGCUCCAGCCCUGGAUUCUGCAGCAGUGCUAUAGUGGGGGGCUUUACCACUGGCAGAGCAAUGUCCAACACCCCUUGGACCUCACACGGUCCCACAGGUCCUACCACCACCAAUGGCACAGUCUGUCCUUCCAGGUGACUACUGGAUGAGGAUGGUGAGUACAGUUGCCCUCUUGUCAUCCCAGCUGUCCUCCCCAUCCACUGCAGACCUCGGAGAAACCCGUGCAGUCUGUGCUGGGGCUUGCAAGAGCCUCAGAGCCCCACUCCUGGCUUGGCUGAGCCCCUGGGGCCCCCACAGUCACAGGCAGCCCUGACAGCCCUAGUGUGUGACCCCUAGGCUCUGUGUUGAACUGCACAACAAUCAGGGUGCCUGCCUCAUCCUGGGCAGAGUCCAGGGGUGAUCCCAAACAGCCCUCCUGAAACGACACCUGGGGGGAGAGCUGGAAGUGGGGCAACAUCCCAGGAUCUGUCUGGUGCCCUGCAGGACCUCUGGAGGUGCUGGUGGUACCAGCCCACUGCCAGGACACUUACCAGGGCUGGAUCCCCCUCUGCUGCUUGGCCCCCCUUCCAUGUCACCCUCAUGGCCAUCCCCAAGAGAAGUCACUGCCACUUGGACCAGAUCAGCAGGUGGUUCAGCAUCAGCCCCAGAAGUGCCACACGCACACUCAGAGCAGGGCCAUCGCAGGGAUGUGUCCCCAGCCCUGCAGGUUGGCCUUGUGCUGUCCCCUCCACAGCACCUACAGUGAGCUCUCCAGUAGCACCCAGCUGGCCUGAGGCCACCCUCAACACCUUCCUGCAUGUCCAGGCUGAAUACUUCACCAGCUGCACAGAGGCCAGGCUCCCCACGCUGGGCAGUUGGCCCCCCAGUGUGGCUGUGGCCAAGGGGCUCAGCUGUUUCAUGCCCCUUGCAGCUGCCCUCACACUCAGCAGAGCCCGGAAAGUGGUUCAAAUGCCUGUCUCCUGUGUGCCCCCAGGUGUUUGAAGGGCCAGCGACAGCCUCCAUCCCACCCAGUCCUGGUAACUAAUGAGCGGGAGGAGAGGGCUGAGGGUGACAGUUCAGAGCAGGGAUGGGGAGUUUGGGAUUCCCUGGGGUUGGAAUGGCACGGGUGAAGGCUGAGCAUGGGGCAUCUGCCUGGGGGGAACACUGGGAGAAGAGACCCAGGCAACAGACCCUGCACGGACCGAUCUCCUUCCUCGACACCUCGGCUGGGGGCUGGCAGGGAACGCCGAGGAUGCCAGGCUGGGUGGGGAGCCCAGGCUCCUGGCAGGCAGCCACCGUCCUGUCCCUGCCCAUCCCCUCCGGACGCCCCAGGAGGGGGGCGGCCGUCCCAGCCCUGGGGCUAUGCUGAGAUCAUUGGGUGUCUCCCUGGCAGAGGCUCCUGCCACCCGCCUGGAGGCUCCGCCGUCUCCACCAGAAAGAGGGACCAGGGGCUCCAGCCCUGCAGCCACUGGAGUGCUGGGGAUGACUUCCAGAUGUGGCCACUUGCCCGCAGUAGGUGGUUGCUGCAGGCCGGGAGGCAUCACAGAGCUCUGCCAGGACCUUUGCUGUGGAGCUGAAGCCCAGUGCGAUCCACAGCAAGGAGGGUUCCUGCAAUGCACUCCAGUCCCUGUUCUUGGUGCCUGAGGUGGCUGUUAAAGGAUAGACUUUGGGCUGUGCUCUGCCCCUGCCAGGCGUGAAAGGAGCUCACCCAGCCUCAGCCAGGUCCUGUGUGGGAAUGCCGCAGACCUGCGGGCUGAAGUCACCCUCCGUGAGGGGGGACAUGGGCCCCUGGGCAGGAACUGCUCCAGGAAGGGGGGCUCUCGCACAGUCAAGCAGGCGCCAGGCUGGACAGUGCAGGAGGAAGGCAUUGGGGCCAAGGACUGGCAGGGUCGGCCAAGUGUCUGCCCUCUCCCCACCUCCUCGGCCUCGUGCCUGGGGGUAGGUUGUGUCCUCACCCUUCCUUCCUUGGCCAUGGGCAGGAGCUGGGGCUGCUCCGGCAGUGCUGCCUGUGGGGCAGGUGCCUGGGUGAACCAGAGACUGCGGUUUUGGGGCCGUGGGUCCCCCUGCUGUCCCCAAUCCCGGGCGGCAGCGCCCGUCCGGGGACAUUGUGCUUUCCCGUCCACUCCCCCCGCUGCUGGGCUGCCUGCCCUCCACGCAGGAGACGAGGGAUUUCACAACCCAGCCCAGACAGGAUUAAAGAGAAAUACACAAGUAAACAAAUCGCGGCCUCGUAACGCUGGACGUGCUGUGCAGGGAGUGGAUCCUCCAGGCCGUCAAACUGCCCCUGUCAGAGGAAAGGAGUUGCUUCCUGUUAUUUCCAUUGAAAUCCCUGUCCCGGUCGUUAGCCGGCAGGCUUUGGCAGGAUGGCACCGCGCGCGCACAUGAGCUCCCGCCGUCUCUCCCAAGGGCUCCUGCUGCUCUGCGUGCUCCUGGGACACACUCAGACAGUCCACACGGACGCAGUGACAACGAGCUCCGGCCAGGAUGCUGGGACAAGCCCACCUAUGGCCAUGUCCAACGGGACAGCCCAGUCUAUGUACGGGAAUUACACCGACUUCACACUGCAGUGCUGGGAUUACUUCGUCGACCUGAUGAGGAAUGUGAGAACAUCGGAGUUGUGCGAGUGGAAAGUCAUCAGCAGGCCCUACAGCGAGCUGCAGGCCUGCCUGGAGUACUGGGCUGAACGCCUGAACUACAGCUACCCCAACGCACUGGCAGAGCAGUACAUCUUCCAGAGCCAUCACCGCUACUUCCACAACUGCACCCUGGAGCACCCGGUGUACUUCGACCCGCCCGAAGAUGUGCUCCUGGCCAUGAUCAUCGCACCCAUCUGCCUCAUCCCGUUCCUCGUCACCCUGGUCAUCUGGCGCAGCAAGGAUAGCAAGGCGCAGGCCUAGAGCUGCCCUCCCGUCCCGCGUCGGGGCACGGACCCCCGGCUGCGGGGCCGCCCGAGCACCCGAACCGCCCGGUGGGCUCUCGGGGCCACCAACCCGCGCUGCUGAGGCGGCCGGUUCCUCCUGCGCCUUCCCCACCCUGCGGCUCGGGAUUAAACGCUUCUCUCCCCA
Molecule: messenger RNA, 3072 nt
Organism: Oenanthe melanoleuca
Lineage: Eukaryota; Metazoa; Chordata; Aves; Passeriformes; Muscicapidae
Gene: RAMP2
Product: receptor activity modifying protein 2
Exons: 5
Coding region: 2371-2904 (177 amino acids)
Biological process (GO): angiogenesis; regulation of G protein-coupled receptor signaling pathway; intracellular protein transport
Cellular component (GO): cell surface; signaling receptor complex; membrane
Molecular function (GO): coreceptor activity
Source: RefSeq, a predicted model, not a curated record